UUCUUCUCCUGAUUUAGUCCAUAGGUAAUUUACUUAUUUCUAAAAGAAAAACCACGUUCCUUCGGGAGCACGUGUAUCAGGGGUAGGCUGUCCAGCAUCCACAGAUCCUUCAAGACUUCCAGACCACAUCCGGCCACCAUGAGUUCCCUCGGUGAAGCAAUCAUCCACCUUGCAAUCGAUCUGUUCCACCAGAUCAGAAAAUCAGAGAAGGAAAACAUCUUCCUGUCGCCUUUCAGUAUCUCGUCAGCCUUAGCCAUGACUUACUUAGGGGCCCGAGAAAACACCGCAUCACAAAUGCAGAAGGUCCUUCACUUCAAUGAAAUCACCGAGAACCCAAGAGGAAGAGCGACAAGAAAUCCCGUUGAAAGGCCAGGAAAUGUUCAUCAUCACUUUCAAAAGCUUUUGAUGGAAUUAAAGAAAUCCACUGAUGCCUAUGAGCUGAGUGUGGCCAACAGGCUCUACGGAGAAAAGGAGUUUCGGUUUCUCCAGGAAUACAUGGAUAAUGUUCAGAAAUUUUAUCUAGCCAGUGUGGAAUCUGCUGAUUUUAAAAAUGCUGCAGAGGAAAGUCGAAAGAUGAUUAAUUCCUGGGUGGAGAGCCAAACCAAUGAAAGAAUCAAGGAUCUGUUUCCCAAAGACUCUUUUGACAGGUUUACUGCUCUUAUUCUGGGGAACGCCGUCUACUUCAAAGGGCAGUGGAACCAGAAAUUUAAGAAAGAAAAUACUGUGGAGGAAAAGUUUUGGCUGAACAAGGAAACAAGCAAACCUGUGCAGAUGAUGAAACAAACCAAUAGUUUCCAGUUCGUGUCACUGGAGGACGUGCAAGCCAAGAUCCUGGAAAUCCCGUACAAAGGCGAAGAGCUAAGCAUGAUGGUGCUGCUGCCCGAUGAAGUAGACGGUCUGCAGGAGCUUGAAGACCAGCUCACUGCUGAGAAGUUAAUAGCGUGGACGAGCCCACAGAAUAUGAGGAAGAGACAAGUGGACUUAUACCUGCCUCGGUUUAAAGUGGAAGAGAGCUACGACCUCAUGCCCACGCUGCGAGCCCUGGGGAUGGUGGACGCCUUCCGUGAUGGGGUGGCCGACUUCUCGGGCAUGUCCAGGAGACACGGUCUGGUGGUAUCAGAGGUCGUCCACAAGUGCUUUGUGGAGGUGACCGAGGAGGGCAUGGAGGCCUCAGCUUCUACUGGUGUAGAAAUUAUUAUAAGAGCAGGAAUAAAUUCUGAGAGUUUCCGCUGCGAUCGCCCUUUCCUGUUCCUCAUCAAGCACAUCAAGACCAACAGCAUCCUCUUCUGUGGCCGAGUCUCUUCCCCUUAGACGUCCCUGGGCAGCGGCCACACUCGGGGACAUUCAGAGAGCUGUUCCCGGAGCUUGAAUGCUGGUGCACAGGUGCCCUUGGAUUCGUUUUCCUUUCCAACCUCAUAGUCAUCUCUAAGAAAAUAAUCUCUGAAAGAGCAUGUCUGUCCUUCUCCCUCUCUUUCCACAAACACAUGUAAACCUACUCUAUUUCCCCAUGGAAGCUUCCAUUUGGACAAAACGUUCAACAUAUGAUAAAAGGAUAUAUCAAUACUCUAUCUUCACCUAACUUUGAAAUAAUAUAUCUGCUGUUUCAAAAAUCACAUCUAUUAUUCAAAUCUACUCAGCUAGACCACCACAUUUAUUUGCGUUUAAGUGAUAUGGGGGAUGCUUACAAGCUGAAAAUGUUUGCUCUUAUGAAACAGGUGAUCAAUAAAACAGGACUUUUUCCGUUUA
Messenger RNA from Bubalus bubalis (water buffalo), 1746 nucleotides. Its product is annotated as serpin B4-like. Lineage: Eukaryota; Metazoa; Chordata; Mammalia; Artiodactyla; Bovidae. The transcript has 8 exons. The coding region runs from base 139 to 1311 and encodes 390 amino acids. Gene Ontology annotation, molecular function: serine-type endopeptidase inhibitor activity. Gene Ontology annotation, biological process: negative regulation of endopeptidase activity. The record is from RefSeq and is a predicted model, not a curated record.